AUGGGAAAUAAUAUCAUCAUUAAAAUUCCUAAGCCUCUAGUUGCAGUGGUAAAUGGUCCAGCAGUGGGAAUCUCUGUCACUAUCUUGGGACUCUUUGAUAUCGUCUAUGCAUCCGACAGGGCAACAUUCCAUACUCCAUUUAGUCACCUGGGCCAAAGUCCAGAAGGAUGCUCCUCUUACACAUUUCCAAAGAUAAUGGGCUCAAGCAAGGCAGCAGAGAUGCUUAUUUUUGGGAAGAAGUUAACAGCAGGAGAAGCCUGUGCUCAAGGACUUGUGACUCAAGUUUUUCCCGACAGUACUUUUCAGAAAGAAGUUUGGACCAGGCUGAAAGCAUAUUCAAAGCUCCCCCCAAAUGCCAUGAGAAUCUCCAAAGAGAUCAUUAGGAAGAAUGAGAAAGAAAAGCUUCAUGCGGUUAAUGCUGAAGAAUGCAAUGUCCUCCUAAGCAGAUGGCAGUCAGAUGAGUGCAUGAAUGCAGUCGUGAACUUCUUAUCCAGAAAAGCAAAACUGUAAUGUUGAAUAUCACAUAACUGUGGAAGCCACAGAAAAGUUAAGCAUUAUGAAUAAAGGGAUAUGCUAUUC
Erinaceus europaeus (western European hedgehog) is the source of this 579-nucleotide messenger RNA. RefSeq names its product enoyl-CoA delta isomerase 2-like. Lineage: Eukaryota; Metazoa; Chordata; Mammalia; Eulipotyphla; Erinaceidae. The transcript has a single exon. The coding region runs from base 1 to 510 and encodes 169 amino acids. The record is from RefSeq and is a predicted model, not a curated record.